Messenger RNA from Heteronotia binoei (common prickly gecko), 3565 nucleotides. It is a transcript of the gene CPED1, whose product is annotated as cadherin like and PC-esterase domain containing 1. The record is from RefSeq and is a predicted model, not a curated record. The transcript is spliced from 23 exons. Bases 178 to 3336 code for a protein of 1052 amino acids. Lineage: Eukaryota; Metazoa; Chordata; Lepidosauria; Squamata; Gekkonidae.
GCUCUGAGGACCUAAGACUUUCUGUCUCAUGACAUGGGAAAAUACAGGCUCAGUAAUGAUGGCAGGAACUUGACGUACCUGUGGGAAAACUCAAGUGCAUCCCUUGAUCUCACACUGAUGAAAAGCAACCACAGGGACCAUUACUGUAAUGGGCAAAAUUAAAACUGUGAGGUGGCCAUGGCUUGCAGACAAAUUCUGCCUUUCCGGAGGUACUGUCGGCUCCGUCCAUUCCUUUUGCUGCUGGUUCUGGCCGCCUAUCUUUUCUACCAAACUCUGACACCAUUAAGGACAAGAAGAUAUCUCCCAGAAGUUGGCAGUGGUGUUCUUACAGAACAGGAGGUGAAGCAGAAGGAGUACAAGGAGGUUCCUACAAGGAAAGUCUAUUGUUUCCUUCCUUCAAGCAACCGAAAACUACAGAAGGAGAUUGAGGAUGCCAUUUCUAAGUACGUCAGAAGUCAUGCAAAAAACGUGAUAAUUUACAUCCCGUCUUCCAACAGUAAACAAGAUCUUCAGCUAUAUCGACAUAUCCUUACACAGCAUAGCUUUGCAAUUACAGUCCUUGAAGACAGGAAACUGAAUGGACAGAAAAGCCUCCACCUGGGUGAAUUAAACCCCUGGGACCUUAUGAUUUGCUUAUCCUCCAGCAAAGCUGACUAUGAAAAUUGCUUAAGUACACUGGACACACAUCGAACAAUAUUAUUGCAGAAGGCAAAUGUUCUCCCCAAAAUAGAACAUCUCCUUUGCAGAAAAGAAGGGCUAUGCCAGAUAAUGAGAACGUUUCCAGAGUUACAUCUUCCAGUUGCUCUUUCUGCCUGCCCAGAUCUGUUUCUGCCUCCAGGCUCAAUCAUUGCACCUGGAUAUCUUCAAGCUGUGAAAUCACAUGAAGAUCAUGAAAGGUCACGCUUUGCCCAAGGGUCAGAUCCACCAACUGAAAAUAUGCAGCAACGUCCAACACCUACUUCAGCGGAACAUAAGGAGUCCUUUAAAAUCCAAAACCUGACUGUCAUCCUCAAAGCUUAUGUACUGGUUACAUCUUUAACACCUUUGCGAGCAUUCCUUCAUUCAACAGGGAUUGUCUGGUAUCCAUCCAAAAAGAAACACUUUUCAGUCAAGCUGCAGACCUUUUUUGAGACCUUCUUGAAAGCCAGUUCUCCACAGCAAGCCUUUGAUGACAUCAAAGAGGCAAUAAUCAAACUCUUACUGGUGGCUGAAGUUUUCAGCGAGGAAUCUGCAUCUGGACCAAAAGCCUUCACUCAAUGCAGCGUUUGCUUUCAGAUGCUAACUUUCGACAUUGGAUUCAGCCAUUCUAGGCAUCCUGUCAUUCUAGAGGUACAUGAACAUUUUGACUUUCAAGCUGAUGAUGACACAGAUUAUCAGGACCAAAUUGUUAAAGAAACCCUCCUCAAAGAUAUGUUCAGAAUUCUCUUAUCAAAUAAAUCCUCCUACUCUACUUUCUUUGAGGCUUUAUGGAAUGUAUACAGAUCAUCAGGGAUCAAGGAUGGGCAUCACCUGGAGGAACCUGAUCAGUGUCUCACUUUGGAAGAACUAAAUUCAUUGAGCAGUUUUGUACAUGAGCUUCAGAAUCUAGGACAGUUUGAACUACUUUUCCCAUCUGCUGUCCCCAAGAUCCAUUUUUUGCUGCAUGACCUUUAUCACGUGGUGAAUCCAAAGAAGAAGCUUGGUUCGGUUCUGACUGUGCAUCGGCUUUUUUCAAAUUUACUUGAACAGUUACAAAUCGUCAAGAGAGGAAAACGCACACAUUUUGCAGGAUGGCAAAGCAAGGAUUCCAAACAUGAAUCCAGGAUGAAAACCAGAUGGCCAAGCCUUAGGAAUUCUGAUUCAGGAAAGGAUAAUAUUAAUGGCGUUUCUUCCACACUCACGGCAACAAGUGAAGGUUUUCAUUUUUCAAAUCAGGCUAAGGACACACACUGCAGUCAUGAUAAAGACACCUUGCCUCUCAUCAGGCAGAUCUUCACCAAUCCCCAUUUAGAUCUAAACCCAAACUUUGAUCCAAUGAUCAAAGACUACUACACGGAAGUGCCAUUUGAUGUAGUAACAGUAAAGAUUAGAGCAGAACCAGUGAAUUGUCAGGGUGAAGUUCAUUUGGAUGAGAAGAAAGGACCCAGUGCUGCAAAUUAUCCUCUUGGGCUAGGAAUAAACAGAGUCAAUAUUCUGGUAACAGUUGCAUCUCAUUCACCCCGUGAGAUUGUGAGCGUCUAUAAAAUCAUCAUUUACCGAGAAGACCGUCCAAGUUUGCCACUGUUUGAUGACUUCAUGAUGUGUGGUUUUGUCCAGGAUUGUGGUUCACUGAUUCAUCCUAAGGAAUCCUGUGGGUUGCAACCUCUGUCUGCUGAAUACCUAUCAGCCAUUUCACAGCCACAGUUGAAAACUUGUGAAACAGGGGAUACACAAGGACAAUGGAUUGUUCCUUGCCUAAGUUGUUCCGACAACAGAACCUGUGACUGGAGACAAAUAGCAUGGCAGCCCCGCAAUUGUCAAUACCCUGUCAUUAACAAACUGAAACUCCAGCAGUGUCUAGAAAGAAAAAAGAUUCUUUUCAUUGGUGAUUCAACUAACAGAGGGAUGAUGUAUUACCUGAUAGAAAGACUGAACAAGACCCUUCAAGAGUGGCAAAAGGCCCAUGAUAUGAAGUUUUAUCAUAAUAUAAAUAAUGGAAAUACAUUUAUUAGUUACUCAUAUUAUCCCCAAUUUUGGAUCAGUGGAAACCAAAGACCAACCUUUCAAGAAGCACUAGAACAGUUGCUACACAGAUCACAGCCACUUGAGAAUACUGGGCAGACUAUAUUAGUUGUUGGUGGUGUCCAGUGGCUUAAUUUCAAUCACUUGACUAUUAUUCAAAAGGUGCUCAAGCGAGUGAAUCUCUCAAAUAUCUUAGUAGUGAUAAAAUCUCUGGGAAUGGGGUUUCAUCUGCCAGUGGAUGGAGUGCAUUCUUUGUCACCGGCAGAAGUACAAAAUCUGUGGAAUGAAAAUCAAGCUAUUUUGAAGAUGGCAAGCCAAUAUGGCUAUGAAGUGGUUGAUACUUUCAUUCUUACUAUGGGGCGGUACAAGGAAUUUUUGCAAGGGAAGUGUGGAUGCCAUUUUCAUGAGGUGGUGAAAUCCAAAACAUCUGAAGCGAGCUCUCCUAUGACAAUGACAUUAUCAAGGCCCUAUGCUCUGGGCAAAUAUUUCAGCAAUCAAAGCAAUUUGAUACAAUUGCAAAUCUAUGCAUCAAAUUCUCAAUCCCCUUAUCACGUGAGAGGCCCAAUAAACCAAGUCUAUUCAGAAAUCCUUCUCAGCAGGAUCUGUGGAAAUGACUGGAAAGCUGUUGGAAUGUAGCUUUGUUUGGCAGAAACAUAGACUUCCAGACUGCCCGCUUCCCUAUGUGGUGAUCCAAAGGCCAUACCAAAUUUAUUACACGCUUCUCCAAGUGGCAAAACAUACCAGCAUAAUUCAAGACAUGUGGCAGCUUCACAAAGCCUUAUAAAGUCAAGAUGUGUCCCCAUGAAUCUGUGGUUGCAGAACAGGAGACGGAGAAUCAAGAGAAAGAGGAAAGGAAAAGAGUUAA